AUGUUUGCUCAGGGUCGUCAUGCGUUUGCUCGCCACGUCGACUGAAACAACCCAGUAUAAGGAUAGUAGAACAGAUUCUUGUAAGUAACAGGUAGCUCAUAAAGAUCGCUUCAGGUUUUAAUUGCCAAAUUCUAUGUACAUAUAAGCCGGAUUUCUACAACGGUGUCAUCAAAAUGCCAGGGGUACGUCAACGUCGGCAGAACAACAUGGCGGCCAUUGUCAGACGGCCCGAGUCGUGUAUCCUCGUCAGGGGGCUGCCCCUUAACGAGCCAGAAAAUACAGACGUUACGCUAUGGCUCUACAUGUAUUUCACCAGUCCGACUAUCGGCGGCGGGAAAGUAGCUUUCGUGCUAAGGACGGAAGAGGGAGAGGCACAGAUUGAGUUCGUGGAAGAAUCUACUGUAAAGAAAGUCUUGGCCCAUAGAAGACACGUUCUGAAGUACCGGCGGCUCCAUGACGACCAAGAAGUCGAGAUUCCCCUCCGACUGGAACCCCUGUCGCCUGAGGCUGGCAUGCCUGAACAGAAUGCUGACACACACUGAAGAGAGGCUGGCAGAGAUGCGUGAAAGAGUCCUAGCUCUCACGCAGAAACUGGACAACGUCACACAAGAAAAAGAGGAACUCCAGGCAAGAGUAGAGGAAUUCGAGCGAAGACAAGGCCUCAGCCCAGACGAGACAGUACGAGCCAUGGAGAGCGAGAACGAGCGUCUCAGACAUGAACUGUACAAAAAGAGACAUGAUCCGGUCUCACAGAAGGACUGCAUGCGCUCCAAAUCGUACGAGAUGAGCCACAAACCACGAGGACUGGCCGUCAUUAUCAACAACACCAAAUUCAUACGGCUACAGGAGAGGGUUGGGGCCGAGGAAGAUACAGAUCGAGUUGCCAGCCUGUUCCAACAACUUCACUUUGACGUGGUUUCUCACAGUAACCUUGACCACGCCAAGAUGGUGGACGUUUUCAUUCAACUCGGCCAGGCCGACCACUCCAACUACGACUGUUUCGUGUGCUGCAUCAUGUCUCACGGGACGUCCAGCAAAGUCUUCUCCUCCAACGACGUGGGGAUCGACAUUUGCGAACUCAUGAAGCAUGUCAAAAUGGAGCGGUGUCCCAGCCUGAAGGGGAAACCCAAACUGUUCUUCAUCCAAGCAUGCCAGGGGGAAGCGGUGCAGGGCCGAGCACUAGACAACGGCACGCACGAUUCCAAACAGUUUUCGUUCAUGUCUCACGAGGCUGACAUCUUUCUCGGCUUGUCUACAGUAUCGGGGUUCGUUUCAAAGCGUAACUGUGACGGAGCACCCUACAUCCGCUUCCUCACUGAAGUGUUUGGAGAGUUUGGACACGAACAUGAACUCAUGACCAUGAUGGGCAUGAUCUGUGACCAAAUGAACUCCCAAGUCGGAAUGGUGUCGUCCAAUCAUUCCACACUGACUAAAGAUCUCUACUUUCCCACAAAUUAAGAAAGAGUUAGAAACUGAGAGAAGAAUAUUGUGAGUAGAACAAUAAAAAAUACACAUUGUAUUUAAAUGAAAUUCGAGCCACUGUCCAGUACGUGGAACAGUACGUGCAGAUAGAAUCAUUGAACUACGAAAGUGGUAACUUAAACAUAGUGUAUCUGCACGAACUGUACAAUGCUGAAUUGAAAUUCUCACAAUACUGAUUAUGCUAAAUGGGUCAUAUAUGGAAAUAGGGUUGAGUCAAAACCACAAUUCUAAAGGUCAAAAUAGAGAGCAAAAAGAGGUGUUGCGUUAUACAUAUAACAAAGAUGGUUGGUCAACAGAUCAUAUGGUGGAGUAUGGA
Molecule: messenger RNA, 1798 nt
Organism: Branchiostoma floridae (Florida lancelet)
Lineage: Eukaryota; Metazoa; Chordata; Leptocardii; Amphioxiformes; Branchiostomatidae
Product: caspase-3-like
Exons: 3
Coding region: 454-1458 (334 amino acids)
Biological process (GO): proteolysis; apoptotic process
Cellular component (GO): cytoplasm
Source: RefSeq, a predicted model, not a curated record